GCUAUUUCUAAGAUUGUCAACGCUUUAUGGACUGAUCGACUGAGCUACUCACUGCUCACUGCUCUGCGACGACAUUUAUAUAAGCUGUAUUAGUCCUGAGAUUUCUUUUUCACUGCAGUAUUCCUAGGGAGCACCUCCAUGGCACUCAAUUCGCUAUGGGCACGAAUAAGAGGUAGCGCAGCCGGAGGCACUCCAAGCUUCUCUCGAACCACGGCGCUGAAUCUCAUCGGCUUUGCGACGUGGAUACCAGUGAUUGCGUGGUUCAACCUGCACGUGGCCGAGCUGACGGUUGUGGACGGGUCAUCAAUGUAUCCGUUUAUGAAUGCGGAUAGGGAUUCGUCGCUGCGGAGGGACGUGGUGUUGAACUACAAGUGGUCACCGCAGGAGGAUUUGCAGAGAGGGAUGAUAGUGACGCUGAGGAGCCCAUUUCAUCCCGAGGUAAUUGCCGUCAAGAGGGUUGUCGCCCUAGAAGGCGAUGUCAUCAAGACAAAGAAGCCAUAUCCCGUUCCAACAGUCAGGAUACCGCAGGGACACGUGUGGGUGGAAGGAGAUGGUCCGCCAGGCUCAAGUCUGGACAGCAACACGUAUGGACCAAUUUCAAAAAGAUUAUUGACGGGGAGAGUGACGCAUAUCGUGUAUCCGUUGAAGAAAUUUGGGCCUGUCCAGUGGUGGGAGCAUGACAGGCCUUUGGUGGAAUGAUCAAGUGUGGGAUACCAUGGAUGAGAUUCAAUGUUACGGGAGUGUGUACAUGUAUGAUAGUAAUAGGGGCUGCUACAAGAUGCAUUUGGGCGGCGUCUUUGGCAGAUGAAUGUAUCAUUAGUUAGAAACAAAAUACCAC
This is a messenger RNA of Trichoderma harzianum CBS 226.95, 838 nucleotides long. RefSeq lists its product as hypothetical. Gene Ontology annotation, cellular component: membrane; mitochondrial inner membrane peptidase complex. Lineage: Eukaryota; Fungi; Ascomycota; Sordariomycetes; Hypocreales; Hypocreaceae. The record is from RefSeq and is a predicted model, not a curated record. Gene Ontology annotation, biological process: mitochondrial respiratory chain complex assembly. The coding region runs from base 139 to 699 and encodes 186 amino acids. The transcript has 2 exons. Gene Ontology annotation, molecular function: serine-type endopeptidase activity.